CCAGAACAACAAGGAAACACCCGCAAUCUAAAGCACAAGCCAAUCUGCAGUAAUGGGUACUAGAAGCUGCCACUUCGUGUUAUUCUCCUUGUGUCUUUUCUAUGGUUCAGGUUCAGGAACAGCCAAGAUAUUAACGAAUAAAAAAAACCAGGAAAUAUUCUCAUCAUCGGAAUUGGGCACUCAAUUGGAUGACGUUCCUAUCGUCAAUCCCACAAAUCCAGACACAGGAAAUCCGUAUAUGGGAAACCCUACAAAUCCUCAACCACCUGACAUGUCAGGACAAAACCCCACAACCCCAAACACAAAUCCAACCACACCAACCACAAACCCAACCACACCAACCACAACCCCCACAACACCAACCACGACCACUCCUACAUCAUCAGGCGGUCAAUGGUGUGUCGCUAACCAAGGAGCUUCAGACACUGCUCUACAGGUUGCUCUUGACUAUGCUUGUGGAUAUGGAGGUGCAGACUGCUCAGCAAUACAACCAGGAGCUAGCUGUUAUAACCCCAACACUGUCCGUGAUCAUGCUUCCUAUGCAUUCAACGACUACUACCAGAAGAAUCCAGUACCUACUAGUUGUGUAUUCGGAGGGACGGCAUCGCUUACAAGCAAUGAUCCAAGUAAUGGGAAUUGCAAAUUCGGAUCACCCAAGGCAACAAGCGUUAGUCCACCACCACCAAUAUUUGUCAGUCCACCAAGUCCGCCAACUCCAAUGCCUCCUACUCAACCAGGCUUGACAGUUCCUGGUGGUGACGGAUCAACUGUCUUUGGUUCAGAACCAACAGGAAGCCCCAACACUGCCACAUCUGCCUUUUAUUCCCUGCCGCUGUUGCUCACAUGUGGCUUGUUGGCUUCCCUUCAAAUAGCAAAUUAAAUCUAGACGAUGAACAAGUUCCUGUCA
Molecule: messenger RNA, 907 nt
Organism: Vigna radiata var. radiata (mung bean)
Lineage: Eukaryota; Viridiplantae; Streptophyta; Magnoliopsida; Fabales; Fabaceae
Product: PLASMODESMATA CALLOSE-BINDING PROTEIN 2
Exons: 4
Coding region: 53-880 (275 amino acids)
Source: RefSeq, a predicted model, not a curated record